This is a messenger RNA of Ostrea edulis (European flat oyster), 3271 nucleotides long. Its product is annotated as 4-hydroxybutyrate coenzyme A transferase-like. The record is from RefSeq and is a predicted model, not a curated record. Gene Ontology annotation, molecular function: acetate CoA-transferase activity. The transcript has 8 exons. Gene Ontology annotation, biological process: acetate metabolic process. Bases 71 to 1501 code for a protein of 476 amino acids. Gene Ontology annotation, cellular component: mitochondrion. Lineage: Eukaryota; Metazoa; Mollusca; Bivalvia; Ostreida; Ostreidae.
UGAAAGGGAGAUCACUCUAUUAUGCAUUCAUGACUUGAAACUCCAGUGACCUCAAAAUUUUCCAGGCAUCAUGAAUAUCUUGCAAAAAAUCCCGCGUAUGUUUCUUAAAGCAUCGAAGCGCAGUGCUUGCCUGUCUAGAUCAUUCUACAUAUAUUCACCGGAGCCAUUGCACCCGCUGUUAGACAAGGAACCGACAUGGAAGACGGCAGACCAAGCCGUGGAAGCCAUUGGUUCUGGUGAGAGGGUAUAUGUACAGGGUGGAGCUGCCAGUCCACAGCUGUUGGUGGAUGCAUUGUGUGCCCAUGGGGAAAAGGCUGGUCUGAAGGAUGUGGAGAUUAUAGAGGCACCUAUCCAGGCAAAGGCCCCAUAUACACACCCAAAAUAUGAAGGAAUCUUUCGGCCUAGUUCCUUUUUUAUAAGUGCAUCAAUAAGAAAGGCUGUGGCAGAAGGACGAGCAGACACCAUUCCCAUCUUCCUGAGCGAGAUCCCACUACUCUUCCGUCGUAGACUUUUAAAUCUAGAUGUGGCACUAAUUUCACUUAGUCCUCCAGACAGACAUGGAUUCUGUUCGCUGGGUCCAGGGGUAGACUGCACACGUGCAGCUGUUCAGAAUGCUCAGUUCAUUAUUGGUCUGGUUAACAAACAGAUGCCACGUACAUUUGGGGAUGGUCUGGUGCACAGUACCCACAUCGAUGUGUUGGUAGAGGCUGACGAACCACUGGCUGAGAUCCCCACUAUCUCUCUGUCUCCAGAGAUCCUAGAGAUUGCUAGGCUGAUUGCGGACAAUCUUGUAGAGGAUGGGGCCACCAUUCAGACAGGUGUUGGUAAUUUGCCAGGAGCUGUACUUCACAAGCUGCAGAAUCAUAAGGAUCUUGGAAUUCACACAGAGAUGUUCAGUGACUCCGUGGUGGAUCUAGUGGAGUGUGGCGCCAUAACUAAUGCUAAAAAAGCUAUUCAAACUGGAAAAAUUGUCAGCUCAUUCGCCAUUGGAUCCAAGAGAUUAUAUGACUUCAUAGAUGAUAAUUCCUUUGUUGCCAUGUGCGACUGUAGCUUUACCAAUAACCAAUCAGUCAUCUGCCAAAAUCCCCGUGUGACAGCUAUCAACACUUGUCUGGAGAUUGACAUCACUGGCCAGGUGUGCUCGGACUCGCUUGGAACCUAUAUGUACUCCGGAUUUGGAGGUCAGAUUGACUUCAUCAGAGGAGCUGCUGUAAGCCUGGAUGGAGAGGGAAAACCAAUCAUUGCCUGCACCUCCACAGUCCGCAGACAUGGCUCUGACAAGGAAGAAUCAAGGAUUGUAUCAAAUCUCAAACCGGGUGCUGGCGUGGUAACGACACGGGCCCAUGUGCACUACAUUGUUACUGAACAUGGCAUUGCAUACCUUUUUGGAAAGAAUUUAAGACAGAGGGCCUAUGAGUUGAUUAAAGUGGCACACCCAGAUCACAGGGAGAUGCUGGAAAAAGCAGCAUAUGAGAGACUUAAAUGCAUGCCAUCACCUUAGUAGGCCACUGCUGCCAGGUUACAGAACAGUAUCUCUGCUUUAAUAUUAUUAUACCCAUGCAAAUUUCUUCCCAUGACCGCUGGUACUGGCGUUUGGUUAUUUCAGAAUUUUAUAUUUUUGUCUGGCAUUAAAAUUGUAUGAGUUUACAUACAUGUAUGUAUUGAUAGAUGAAAAUGAUAUGCAUGUUUGGGAUUACCCAAGUGUCAGAUAUUUUAAUGAUUGUAUAAAGAUAAUAUUUAUGCUUCAUUAUGUUAGACUGUCGCAGUGGUACGAUAUAGGUACUUCCGCACAGUAUAAUCUUUAGAUUUGCUUGUAGUUUAUUUGUUUAUCAAUCAUGUCCAGCUCUACUCUUUUCAGAGUCAUGAACAAGAUUGAAAAUCUUAUGGAAUAUCAUGUCAGUUAAAAUUUGUUUUUGAAUUUUAACAAUUUCUAUUUAACAGGGAUGAAAUGCAUAUAUACCGGUAUAUAUAUGGCUAUAUAUUCUGGGCGUGUAUUACAAUGCUCCGUUUUCAAACACUACUUAGAUACAUGUAUAUUAUAUACUUUUUUGAUAUUAUUUGACCUCAAGUUAUACUAGCCGCAAAAUGGCUGAUAUAUUGCCAAAAUGGCGUAAAACCAUUAUCAAUCAAUCAAGUUAUACAUGUACUAAUAAAGUCAUUUCAGCCCGAAGCUGUUCUCUUAUGUAUGCAACUUCAUAAUGAGCAAUAUCCAUUUACAUUUCAUGAUUCUGAAACAAGAUCACUGGCCAAGGUCACAUUUUAUUAGGAAAAGAAGUUACAAGUAUUUAUCUAUGCAUCACUUUAUAAUAGAGAAACUAUAGUAGUUUGUGUUAUGUUCAAAUUGUUGUGUGCCAAUGAACAAUCUAUCCUGGUCCUGAAUUAAAGAGAUUAUUUGUAAAAUACCUGAAUUAGAGAAAACUGUCGGGGCCACAACUUUGUAAAUAGUAAUGGAGACACUAGAAGUUCUCAGGUGUUGCUUAUGACCAGGUAUGUUGUGACACUUAAAUAUGGUUGUUAGGUCAAAGUCACAAUAAAUAACUAUAAAAUAUUUGUUGAGACCAGUUUGGUUUUCUCUGAUUAACAUCAAUCUUGAUCAGAAAAAGAUGUGGCUAUGCAGUUCUCUGAGAAGCUGCACUUACUUCAUCAGCAUGCAACACUUUUCCUGGAAGUUUACUGAUGUGUGAUUCUCAGAUAAAUGUUAAAAAAGGCCUCUGGGCAUCUCAUUGUGAAUUGUGUUUAUAAUAAAGUUAAUGUGGGGGAGUGGUCAGUGUUUUCUUUCAUUUAUGAAGGAAAAUUUGUUUGUUUUCCAUUAAACUGUUUAUUGGAUGGUUUUACUGGUUUUGUGCCAUAAAUGUCAAUAUUACGUGUAUGUACAUGUUUUUGUUAAACCAGAUAUUCAACAACAAUGCUUUCUUGUUAUUUUUGCUUGCAUGUACUUAAUGAAAAUAAAUAGAAUUUGCUAUAAAUGAAUUACAUAUACAUGUAUCAUAUGUUUCACAAUAGCAUGUAACUUUGAAAAAUUAAUCUUAAAUCCUAGAUUCUGCUGUUUAAAACGUCCUAUUUAUUCUGAAAUUUAAGAUUUCUUAAGAUAUUCGGGAAAAUUUAAUUUUUCAGGACUGAUAGUGUGUUGAUAAGUAAACGAAGUUGCAUGGAUUCUAUAUCUUUUUCUUUUAUCAGGAUAUACCGGGUGUUUUAAGUUAUUGGUUUUCCUUUGUUGUAGAGGAGUAUCAAAGAAUUUAUGAAAUAUCCCCUUUUAAAUUUUGUUUGAAAA